Molecule: messenger RNA, 2474 nt
Organism: Pyrus x bretschneideri (Chinese white pear)
Lineage: Eukaryota; Viridiplantae; Streptophyta; Magnoliopsida; Rosales; Rosaceae
Product: zinc finger BED domain-containing protein RICESLEEPER 2-like
Exons: 3
Coding region: 370-2166 (598 amino acids)
Molecular function (GO): DNA binding; protein dimerization activity
Source: RefSeq, a predicted model, not a curated record
ACCGUUCAAAUAAAAAGAAGAAACAAAAAAAGGAAAAAAAAAAAAGAAGGGAGAGUAUCCUGCUUCCAAAAGAAAUGGGUGCGAAAGAAACGAAGAGACAUUUUGUUCAUAAUCUAAAGAAGGGAGAGAAUCCGAAAAGAAAAGGGUGCGAAAGAAACGAAGAGACAUUUUUUUCAUAACCUAGACACGUGUACGGUUCGAUGCUGUUGUUGCUUAGCAUUCCCGCUAAAAUGAGCCACAUCCUGAGCAGCCCAUAUAUACUGCGUUUCUUUCUCAAUCCAUUCCACUUCCCACACGACCCCCACAAUCCCUUGUUCUCCGCUUCCCUCCUCGCUUCCUCUCGCCGUUUCAUCACCAGAAAACAAAGAUAUGUCUGAUCAUGGAAUUGAAGGCAGUGUUGUGGGUAGCAAUGAUGGAAUGGAUAGGAUUUCUAUUCCAUCAGAUUCAGAUACAAGGGACAAUGUUGAGGAGGGGGUUGAUAAAGAUGAUGAUGUGCAAAAAGCUACUACAGAACUUGCAGUGUUUAUGUACGUUGUAGGUCUUCUUCCAUUUAAGGUGGUUGAAGAUAACUACUAUCUAUGGAUGGGGCAUAUGCUUGUCGAAUACGAUGAGCAGAAAACUCUGAGGGCUGUUGCGGACUUUGUUUGCUCCAUUGAGUUUCCGCCUACGUUGGUGAAGCAUCCUAUUUUUAGGAAUUUGGCACUUAGGCUUAACCCGAGGUUUAAUCUUACUUACGCCAUGGUUAGAAGUGAAUGCAUGAAAGUUUAUGGGGAAAGGAAGUUGGGAAUUAAGGAAUUCUUUGAAAAUUUCAAUGGGCAGAUUAGCCUUUCUGUGGACUUAUUGAGGUACCAAAAAUCGCUUAGUUUCGACUAUGACAGUGAAGUUUACUUAUGCCUUUACGCGCAUUUUGUUGACGAGAAUUGGAAGCUGAGGAAGUGGGUGCUUUACUUUCGUCAUCUCAGCGAUUCAUCUGAUGAUUGUGCUGAGGAUUGGGGAAUUUUUAAGUCCAUUCAGGAUUGGGGCAUUGAGGACAAGAUAUCAGCAGUCACCACAACUAAUUUUGAUUAUUUAGCCGAGUAUGUGAAAACUCACAUCCAAGAAAAGAAUGAACUUCAACUCGGCGGUCAGCUGUUUAAUGUGAAUUGUUUGGGGAAAACACUCAGUUUAAUGGUUGAGGAUGCAUUUGAAGAGAUUGAAGAUUUGAUCGACAAAGUUUCUCUACUGUAUUCUUCGAAAUCAUUACCCCUGUGGUAUCUCACGAGUUCCAAGCUCAAACCAGCUAUAGAGUUAUAUCAUAUGGGAGAAUUCUCUUCAAAAGAUGUGACUGAUGAUUACGAUGUACCAUCCGCCGAGGAAUGGAAGACUCUUGAAGGUGUUUGCAAUCUUGUGGAUAGCAUCUAUGAAGUGGCAAAUGCAUUGUUCGAAACAAAACAUCUGACCGCUAAUGUUUAUCUUUAUCACCUGCAUGAAAUUCGCGAGGUUCUGACCACAAUGUCCGUUAACUCGGACAGUUUUAUCAGAACUAUUAUUGAGGAAAUGUUGAAGAAGUUUCGUAAGUAUUGGGAUGACACGUUCUUGCUGAUGGCCAUAACUGCAGCGCUGGAUCCUCGAUUUAAGAUGAAAUAUGUAGAAUUUGUUUGCUCAAAAGUCAAGGGUGACGAUGCAGACUCACAAGUUGCAGCUGUUUUGGGGGCUAUUCACAAAAUGUUUGAUGAGUAUAUGAUCCGUUUUCCUGAAAAUGAGAGUUUCGUGAGUGAUUCAUCUUCUUUGGAUUCAGAUUCAGAAGGAGAGUCUCCCGACUCUACUCCUCCACUUCCUCCUAAAAAUGUGAGUCAUACUUUUGGUGUGUUGCAAGCCUACCAGCAGUUCGUCGAACAGGAUAUUCAGCCUACAAAAAGAUCGGAUUUGGAUAGCUAUUUGGAGGAACCGGUCUUACCUUGGAGCAAGGAUUUUAAUGCAUUGACCUGGUGGAGAACCGCAGGCGCCAAGUAUCCUACCCUUGCGAGGAUGGUGCGCGAUCUCUUGGCUAUUCCAGUUUCUGUUGCGACUUCAUUUGAGGCAUUCUACACCGAACCAAGGCCAGUUGACGAACGUGUAGCUUUCUUGAAGCCGGACUUUCUGAAUGCCUUAAUGUGCACCCGGAGCUGGUAUGCUGGGAGGCUCUGAAAGAUUGUUCGCAGGUACGUUUCUUUGCUUUUUAGAUGAUCUUUGCCGUUUACAUCUUACCCCGGAGGGCAUCUUGUUUAUUUUGAAUUCCAUUAGGGAAAGUGGACAUCUUUAUUUUUUUUUUGUAUUAAACUGUUGAAUGGAUCUUGUUUUGGUUGUCUUGAUUUCUAGAGAAAGGUGGGUGCGCGUGCGUGUGAGACAAUGGAUAUGAUAUGGAAUGCAUGCUAAUUUCAUAUCAUAUUUGCUUUUAUGUUCUUUUUAUUUUAUGCUCGAUAUAUGAGAAAUCUUAAUUUUAUGCACUGAUUAAA